Messenger RNA from Artibeus jamaicensis (Jamaican fruit-eating bat), 3558 nucleotides. RefSeq names its product RAB9B, member RAS oncogene family (gene RAB9B). The record is from RefSeq and is a predicted model, not a curated record. Lineage: Eukaryota; Metazoa; Chordata; Mammalia; Chiroptera; Phyllostomidae. The transcript has 3 exons. Gene Ontology annotation, biological process: retrograde transport, endosome to Golgi; Rab protein signal transduction. Gene Ontology annotation, cellular component: lysosome; phagocytic vesicle; late endosome. The coding region runs from base 255 to 860 and encodes 201 amino acids. Gene Ontology annotation, molecular function: GTPase activity; GTP binding.
CGUCAGGCCCGCGAGGUCUAAGCUGCACUUGCUGCCCCACUGAGGACAAGGAGGCAGUGGGAGCAGUGACGGUGUCUCUGAGGAGCUGGGCUACUGGCUCCUGAAGCUUACUGCCUGGAGCCCUCAUAUCUCUUCUGUCUGUCCCAUUGUGUCAGAAUCCCAAAAAAGAAAAAUAACAAGAAAAGGCAAGAUUGUGACAAAGACCCAACUGGGUUCUCUUGGUUAUAAACUCCUUCUUAUUUGGUGCUGCAACAAUGAGUGGUAAAUCCCUGCUCUUAAAGGUCAUUCUCUUGGGUGAUGGUGGAGUUGGGAAAAGCUCACUUAUGAACCGUUAUGUAACCAAUAAAUUUGACUCCCAGGCUUUUCACACCAUAGGGGUAGAGUUCUUAAAUCGAGAUCUGGAGGUAGAUGGACGUUUUGUAACUCUUCAGAUUUGGGACACUGCAGGGCAGGAACGCUUCAAGAGCCUUAGGACACCCUUCUACAGGGGAGCAGACUGCUGCCUCUUGACCUUCAGCGUGGAUGACCGACAGAGCUUUGAGAACCUUGGUAACUGGCAGAAAGAAUUCAUCUACUAUGCAGAUGUGAAAGACCCUGAGCACUUCCCCUUUGUAGUUCUGGGUAACAAGGUAGACAAAGAGGAUAGGCAAGUGACUACUGAGGAGGCACAAGCCUGGUGCAUGGAGAAUGGUGAUUACCCUUAUUUAGAAACAAGUGCCAAAGAUGAUACUAAUGUAACAGUGGCCUUUGAAGAAGCUGUCAGGCAGGUGUUGGCUGUAGAGGAACAGUUGGAGCAUUGCAUGUUAGGUCACACUAUUGACUUGAACAGUGGCUCCAAAGCAGGAUCUUCAUGCUGUUAAAAGUAAGAAGCCUUUUAAAAGCAUACCUCAAAUUGGUAAGUCAGUAAUGUAAGAAUAACUGUGCCUCUUUAAAAGUGCACACACAAAAGAAAGGGUAAGAGAUAAAGUUGUAAUUGUUAUUUAGAGUCUUUCAAAUGGAAGUUGUAGAGCAAUUUUUUUAAAGCGUCUAUUAAGCCAAGUGUAUUUUGCGUGAUUUCUGCUAUUCCCUUCUUGUGUGCAUCAGGACAUUUCAAAAAGCUUUAGUCCUUAGAAAUUUAAAUAUUUUUCAAGUCACAGUCUAAACUUAGAACCCAGUUGCAUGAAGGAUUUAAAGAGCUACAGCUAUUCCUAUAAGUGUUCCAUUAAUCAACUAACAAUGUCACCACUGACUAUUGCCAAUCAAUUUCUAACAUGUCUGCCAAAGGAGAAAAAUAAUACUCUGAGCUGUAUUACAAUAAAUAUAAUAAUGCAAACAAAGAUGUCCUAAGCUUGAAUUAUAAAAGGUUAUAAUGAUUAGGAGUGCAACAAUAUAAUGAUGUAUACUGCCUUGUUUAAAUCCUUAUGUAUGCUUUCCUUCCAUCUGAGCUUUUCAAAAAAUACCAUCUCAAUAAGAGAUGCACUGAUGACACUGGAACUUGAUUAUAUUUCUUGCAUUUGAAGUAACAGGGUACUAUAAAAUGGAUUAUGUUUAAAUAUGCCAACCACUCUUGCAAAUAAACGGUUGGUUUGCUUUUUACUUCAUGAGUCUACUUUUUUGCUGCAUAAGAAUGUUGCUUCUCUGACAACCUCUUAUCAAUUUAGCAAUGCUGCUUAGUAUAUGAUUUUGAAUGCAGUGCUCUUUGCUCAUAAUUUCGAUGAUACUUUGGUCCACCAUGCUGUGCUCUCAGAUAAGCCUUCAGAAAAUAUUGGGGGAUAAUGGGCUUUUCUCACAAGGUUCCUUAACUCCAAUAUUUAUUAUAGAAGAAAGUGACCAGAGAGCAGACUUUAACCCAUUGUUCAAAUGAAUUUUUCAUAAUUAGAGUUGUCCAACAGUGGAAUGGAUUGCCUUAAUAGUGAACUCCCUUCUAGUAAAAAUAUUGAAGUAGAUGCUGUAUGGCCAUCUGUUAAAAUGCCAUAAAAAUAAUUUCUAUACUGGCUGGAUAUUUGGUUUGAAGUCCCUUCCAGCUCUAAGUUCUAAGAAUCUGUAAGCUACAUACUAUGUUUCAGUGCCAUGUUAUAGUUAUAAGUAUUUUAAGACAAUAGCUAAGACUACAGAGAGGGACUUUUAAAAUGCUCAAAAACUAUUCUGGGAUCAACAUUUAACAGCAAGUACAUAACUCUGUCUUUUGCUUUCAUACUGUGGCAGGAAAAAUCUUGAGAUCAAGGUAAACAUUGUGUGCCCUGAUAUAAACAUCCUAAAGAUACCAUAUUAAAAUACAAAAGUGGUUUCUCAAAAUUUUAUUACUAUGACUACCAGCUAUCUAUAUGCAGUCUAGUUCCUGUUGGCUGACCUGUUUGUCCUACAUAGAUUUCAGCUAUACUUUUAAAACAUUGAUAAAAAUAGUGACCCAGGUUGGUGAGGGACAGUUAUAAAUGACCGCCAAAAGAGACUUGGGCCAGGGUUGAGGGUUAUAGGAGCUCUCACAAAAAUAUAGCCUAGAACUCUCCAUUAUAGCCACAUAUGGAAUCAGCCUUACACAUUGAACCUUGGGUGUUUUAAAAGCUCUGAGAUUUUUUGGUCAUACAGCCAAGUUGAAGAUGGUAUUUCAACCCAGUCAUACUCAAUAUUUCCAAUUUAAAUAUAGUCCCGACCCUACUGUCCAGCUAACUUUUAUGCCAGAAAUCAAAGACAGAACUGGGACUCCAAAGCUCAUAAGUAUUGAUCCCUAUCCUGCCUAUGCCUAUAAACACUGGUUUCAAAAUUCUAUGAUCAUUUUGCUACAGUUGUGUUAGGGUGAAAUUAUGUACAUCAGAACUAUUAAAUGUUAAUUGUUUUAAAGUGCAUGAGACCUGGGGCCUUCUCUUUCUACUUGCAUUCUGCUUAUAAUAUUUUCUAUUUGUAUAUCUCAGGCCUUCAUAAAGACCUCCAUUCACUCAGAAUAGUACUUGUCUCCAUCAAAAUAGAAUAUGGCCAUUUAAGUAAAAAAAAAAUAGGUAGAUAUCCCAUUCAUAUGCCUCCUGUGCAUCCAAAAGAAGUGUUAGUUUUAUUGGCAAGUCAGCUGAGUCCUCUUUCCUCUUCGCUAUGACAAUUUUCCCUGCCAAAUCACUACAGAAUAUCUUGAUGAAAGCACUUGACAUAAAGUGAUAAAAAAAUCAACAGUGGCAUUUUGGUGAUGUGUAAUUUGAGUGAGAGUAAAAAACACCAAAGGCUGAAAUCUGUGAAUUGCAGGAACUGUGCAUAUAGGCUUAGAAAUUGUGUACCCUAGAAUGUGCAGUGCAGUAUUUUUGGUAGAUUUUCAUAAACACUAGAUUUUUUGAAUAAACUAUUUCUAAUUGAAACUAUACUGUUUUUCAAUGGUCCAUUUGAAUGUCAUACAGAAUAUUUAUUCUGUUUAUUUUCAUGUAUUAUAUUCAGGGGGCCUCAGAUUCCAUAUGACUUCAGUGGAUUGUUCAAUUUCAGGUCAAUUUGUGCUAGCCUCAGCCAUCUCUACUUUACCCUGAGGUAUUCCACAAUCCUCUUGUUGCAGGUGCUGCUAAAAACUCAAAAUCGUGUAUCAGAUAUUUUGUUCCAACUGUAAAA